ACCCUGUACAUUAGUGCACUCGUUGUGCAAAAGUGAGAGAUGUAGACACUGUGGGGAAGGAGUGGUUCAAAUUUGAAAACAGACUCUAUUCAGGGUUGCAGCAAAAUUCCGAACAUGCACCCUGACCUUAAGUCAUUUACAGUUUUGUUUUUUGGAAAAGUUGCAGAAUAGACUUAUGUAUUUCCAGCAAAAUAUUUUUGAAAUCCAAGACCUAUUAAAAACAAUACGGACGUUUUUCAGCCCACCCUGUUCAUUCCAACUAAUGUGAUUCACAUGUGGACGCGUCUCACUGGGCUCAGCCAUCUCCAUAAUCACCUAUCAGACUUCACUACAGGUACUGUUCAUUCAUGUGAAUAAAUGGGACCUAAAAAUAGUUUUGUAUAUCAACUAUCCAGCUCAGUGAACACUGUUUGGAUGUGGUUUGAGCUUUUUUAUUUAUUAGUUAUUAUUUAAACGGGACAUCAUGUGGUUAUGAAUAGGAAGGUACUUUCAAGGAAAGCCAGAUAUACAAAGUUAAAGUCCAAAGGUCGAGCGUAACAAAAGCAUAGAAAUAUGGCGAGAAAGGGACUGGGAACAUAUAUUCCAGUUGGAAUUAUCAUACUGAGUCUAUACCUUGUGUAUUUCUGGUAUUCAAAUUUGGUAUUUGUAGAUACAAAUGCGGGAGUCGAGCGCCAUCAGAACGAUUUUCUAGGAGUGAUCAAGGAAGAUACUCGCACCAAAGGAGAUGGACCUUAUAUCACAGCAAACAGACGUCUCACCUAUACCACUAAUGUACUGACAUUGACUCUUGCUAACAAUAAAUCCCAUUAUGAACGUCAGCAGAUCGAAUCAUCACUUUUGCACGAAUUUUCUCCUGACAUCGAAGAUCGUGUACGGAAUUUGUUUAUCAAUGACACUGGAGAUAACGAUCAGCUUGAGUUUCAUGUGAUAAGCCCUGCCAUUUUGCCAUACAAGGGCAAUAUUAUGGUUGUGGCGAGAGUCUGGUUGAAUUACGAGCGUCGUUAUCACAUACGGGAUAAGGAGAUGAACCGAUGGAUUGACAAUUAUCUUUACACACAGAUGUUUGACGGCAAUAUGCGACCCUUAUCAUCAGGUAAUAUAUUAGGCAUCCCCGUGCCUGUUCAAUAUAGUUUGAAUACUGGCUGCUCUGAUGCAAGAAUUUUCAACUGGAUGGGGUCUCUCAUGAUCUUAUUUUACAUGGCUAUGAAAGACAAUGAAGGGACAGAUAUUGGACAUCUAUUCAUACUGGAUUACGAUCGUAACAUCCUGAGGAAACCGAAAAUUGUGGAUCACAAAAUUGCCAACAUUGAUUCAAAUUGGUCACCUCUAGUAAUAGAUGAUUCUCUUCAUUUCGUUUACACGUUGGAUCCAUUGAGAAUUCUAAAAUGUUUGAAAGAUGUACACAUGGAUAUAAUUUGCCAUUUCGUUACGUCUUUGGACACAACGCUACAGAAAUAUCCAUUCGAUGUCCACAGAGACAUUCUUCGCGGAGGCUCGCCUUUCAUGCCGUAUAAGGAAUCUUAUUUCAUCAGCGUUGCUCAUUCGACCUUGACAUACUUUACUCCGGAACAAGACAUGCCACAUCCUGUUUAUGGGGCGCACAUAGUCCUUCUCAAAGUAUACCCAUUCAGAAUCAUUCACGUGAGCGAACCGUUCAAAAUCCACCCUCGUAUAUAUGACAACAUUCCACUUGUUCGCAAACACUUCAUUCUCGCCCCAUUCUUCUACCCCACUGGUCUCAUCGUAGAGAAUAGCGACACUAUUGAUAUAGGGGUCCAUAUUAAUGAUUAUAGAGCAUUUAUAGUUCGCGUUACUGGAAUUGAAAACAUCUUGAAUAAAGCCAUGAAAUCAGAUAGCAGGAACGAUGACUCCAUGGUGACAUCUCGACCUAGAUUUAUACAAGAUUUUGUAAAACUUUCACUCAGGAAAUCGCAUUUUAAUCAAACUUGGACAAUUGAAGAGCAAAAUGGAAAGCAAAUUAUUUCUUGAUAAACAUGUCGGUAACGUCAUAACAUUCAUAUCGUUCUCUGCCAUAUGAACAUAUAAUUUGUUGUCGUAAGAUAUGUGAGAUGUUGUAAGAUGUGGUCUCGUUGUUAUGUUUGGUUUGACAUAACGGGCCUUACGGCAUCUCUCAAUCAAAUAUAUUUUUAUAAGAAAUCUACACUUUUCAGAUAAUACAACAUUUAUCACGUAUCCUUUAACUUUGUUCCAUGGAUCCAAUUUGAUUUUAAGUCCACAUAUAAUAAAGAAUAAUAUGAAAAUUGAAUAUUUUUAUUGAUAUAUCAUGCUAUUACUGAUGCUUUUUGUACUUUUAUUUACAGUUAUGAUUGGCAGGAUGUUGAAUAUAUUAGUGCUGAAUUUGGGACAUAAAGUCCCCUAGAUCUGAUUCUGAAUCUUGAAACAUUUGAUUCUUUAAAUCAAAAUAUUUAUAUUGUCAAUAACUUAUCGUGAUCGAACUA
Messenger RNA from Owenia fusiformis, 2459 nucleotides. The record is from the annotation of a GenBank genome assembly. NCBI's taxonomy places the organism in Eukaryota, Metazoa, Annelida, Polychaeta, Sabellida, Oweniidae.